AUGGCCGCUAGUCUGCAGCGCUUCCGCCUACGCGCCUCGGUGCGACCACGACUGCCAUGCAUUCCAAGGAGAACGCAUGCGUACUGCGUAGCAGCGCGCACGCCGGCGUCCUGCGUCGCAGCGCGAGCCACAGUGCUGGCGCUCGCAGCCGGAGCCUGGCGACACCGGAAGCAGCCGGCACUGUGUGAGCCGCCGCCGCCGCCGCCGCCGCUGCCACCGCUUGAGACGGCGCUGGCGCCAGUCGCGAGCGAGCAGCCGCUUCCACUGGCUCGGCGGUUGGCGCGCGUCGCCUUCUAUGCGCUGCGAGCCGCCUACCUGUGGCUCGUGUUUUCGCCGCUGCUGCUGUCUAGCCCGCUCGCCUUUUGGCAGAAGCGGUUCCCGCAGCUCGAGGAGGUGUGGUGGAGCUGGUGCAUCGCCACGCUCGAGCGCACCGGCGCGCUCGCCAUCAAGCUCGCUCAGUGGGCCUCCUCUCGUCCCGACCUCUUUAGCAGCCGAGUCUGCGGCCGGCUCCAGCACCUUCAGGACCACACGCAGCCCCACUCGCUCGAGGCGACUGAGGCGGCGCUCGACGCCGCCUUCGGGCCGGGCUGGCGCUCGGUCCUCCGCAUCGCGCCGCACCCCGUCGGCUCGGGCUGCAUAGCGCAGGUGCACCGCGGCGAGCUCCUGCGGGAUGGCGAGUGGGGGCCGGUGGCGGUCAAGGUGCUGCACCCGCAGGUGGGUCGGUACAUCCGCGCGGAUGGGGCCCUGCUUCGGCUCGUGUGCGGCGGGCUGCAGCGCCUCCCGCGGGUCCGGAGCGAGGCGGACAACUUGCGCCGCUUCCGCGCCAACUUCGCGCGCGCGGGGGGCGGUGCCCCGCCGGUCGACUUCCCGGAUCCGGUCGGCGGGUACGUGGCGCGGCCCGCUCUCUGUCGUGUCGUGCGAGGCGAGGCGAGGGCCGUCCUCGUCGAGUCGUGGGUCGACGGCGUCCCGAUGAUCGAGUGGGCGGCGGGGCUGGCAGAGACGGCAGAGGAGCGGCAGCAGCUCUGCAACACGGGCAUCGACGCCUUUUGCGAGAUGCUCUUUGUGCACAACUUUGUCCACGGCGACCUCCACCCAGGCAACGUGCUCGUCACAACCACAGCAGACGGCUCGCCGCGACUCGCCUUCCUCGACGCGGGCAUCGUCGUCUCGUACUCGGAGUUUGACCACGGCAUGCUGAUCGACAUCCUCGGCCCGCGCGCUGCGGCCCGCGCAGGCCACUUCCUCAACUACGAGGGGUACGAGGGCGGCGCGCUCAUGAUCGAGCAGACGGCGGCGCAGUCGGACGUCUCGGACGCCCACGGCUUCUGCACAAAGAUCGGCGAGAUGGUCAACUUCGCGCGCGACACGCCAACCUUCUUUGACCAGGCGUGCGACCACCGCGUGCGAGUGCACGCGGGCUUCAUCUCGAUCGCCCUCUCCGUCAAGGUGGUCGAAGGGAUCGUCAUUCAAGUCGACCCUGCGGCGGUGGUCGCGCCGCGCGCCAAGGCGGUCGUGAUACGCGAGAGCCUGAAGCGCAAGGGCCGGGCGCUGCUCGGCCGGACCGCGCGACCGGGCGAGGACGCCGACGCCGAGGCGCGACGCGAGGCGGAGCGGCAGGCGCAGCACCGCGCCUCGGAGGAGCGGGGCGAGCGGGAGCGGAGGAGGCGCGCCGCUCUCGCGCGAGAGAGGGCUGCCGCCGAGCAGCAGGCGCCCUGA
Emiliania huxleyi CCMP1516 is the source of this 1716-nucleotide messenger RNA. Its product is annotated as ABC1 kinase family protein. Gene Ontology annotation, cellular component: mitochondrion. NCBI's taxonomy places the organism in Eukaryota, Haptophyta, Isochrysidales, Noelaerhabdaceae. The coding region runs from base 1 to 1716 and encodes 571 amino acids. The record is from RefSeq and is a predicted model, not a curated record. The transcript is spliced from 9 exons.